GUAGCCGGGGGAAGGAGGGAUGUGGAGAGCGGGCAUGGCCGCCGGGGACGGGCUGGGCCCUGCGCUCCGCGCUGUCACCGAGCAACUGCAGCAAGCGGCAGCGCGGAGACCUCCGGGGCUGCCAGCAGUGCAGCCACGGUUGGUGGCAGUCAGCAAGACCAAGCCAGCAGAGAUGGUGCUGGAUGCUUACAGCCACGGGCAACGCAGCUUUGGGGAGAAUUAUGUUCAAGAGCUGCUGGAAAAGGCAUCAGACUCCAGAAUUCUCUCCUCUUGCCCUGAGAUUAAGUGGCAUUUUAUUGGCCAUCUGCAGAAAAACAAUGUCAACAAGUUGAUUGCUGUCCCCAACCUUUUCAUGUUGGAAACAGUGGAUUCUGUGAAACUGGCUGACAGAGUCAACAGCUCCUGGCAGAAAAAAGGCUCCUCCCAGAGGCUGAAGGUCAUGGUGCAAGUGAACACGAGUGGAGAAGACAGUAAACAUGGCCUUGCUCCUGGAGACACCACAGCUGCUGUGGAACAUGUCAUCACCAAGUGUCCCAGCCUGGAGUUUGUGGGGCUGAUGACAAUUGGCAGCAUUGGGCACGACCUCAGUAAGGGCCCAAAUCCUGAUUUCCAGCUGCUGCUCUCCCUGAGGCAGGAGGUGUGUGAAAAGCUGAAUCUCCCCCUGGAAAAGGUGGAGCUGAGCAUGGGAAUGUCCACAGACUUCCAGCAUGCAGUAGAGGUUGGAUCCACCAACGUCAGGAUUGGAAGCACUAUUUUUGGAGAGAGAGAUUAUUCCAACAAAGCAGUUGGUGGCAAGGCCCCUGCUGAAGCAAAAGACAAAACAGAGACCAUGGCAGCUCAGGGUCAUUAAAUAGGGGGGGAAAAAAUAAAAUUAAAAACAAAAAAAAGGGGUCUCUGCAGAGGACAAAAUGAUGGGGAGACCUCACUGUGCAUUCUGCCCUUCCUGAUGCCAGGGAGAGGGAAUUCCUGGUGACAGAAGAGAGGCCAGAAAUGCCUCCUGAUUCCUUGGGAUUCCCUUAGACACUGGAAAAUCUUAUAGCCAGCAAAUGAUAGGAAAACUUUUGCUCAAAAAAAGAAAAAAUCUUGGCUCCUUCAGGGACUUUUGGGUCAGGGGGUUGAGCAUUUGUCAGGAAGGAGUCACUGCAGCAGUGUGAGUGGGGUUUUUUUUUGGUUUCUGAGGGCUCAAAUCUUCAUUACACAAAUGAUUAUAAUCCUGCCAGAGACCUAGAAAUGUCCCCCCUAAAUUAAAAGCUUUGCACAUGGUCCCUGCUGAGGGUUCUGACCUAGGAACUGGGACCCCAAGAAACUGUGUCCAUGUCCUGAGAGGAUGAGGGAGGAGCAGAGGAGGAGGGAUGAGGAGCAGGAAUUCCUGGGGAAGUUUUUUGGAUGCAGUUGGCAAGUGUGGGAGUGUCUUUUUUAGCUCAAGUUCCUCUUUGUUCUUUUCAGGCUGACAAUUUCUAACUUCUCCCCUUGGUUCUGUGUCUCUGGGAUGCUUUCAACCUUCCCUUCCCCUCUUGUGAAGUCUUGGGAGUUGUGUUCAUCUUGCCCAGGAGUUCUUAAUGCCAUAAAUUCUUUUUUUGGGGGGGAUUUUCUGUGAGGUUCUUGCCCCACUGGUGGCUGCCUCCACUCUCCCACCUCCAUCAGGAGGAGGUUGUUGUUGCUGGCUUGUCCCACAGGACACCAGUGGGGUUUGCUGGAGGCUCUGAGUGAAAAAAAAAAACCCUUCAAAACCUCCAAAACCCUUCAAACCCAAACCCAAAAACCCUUCAAAAAGUAAAGUAUUUUUCCUCCUCUGUGUCCUGGGUUCCCUCUUUUCCCUGGCAGAGCUUCUGGGCUGUGUCUUCAUGUCUUAAACACUGCUCUGCCCUCUCCUGGAAGAGAAACUCCUUCACUGCACUGACUGUUCCUCCAGGUGUCCAACAAACCUCCUGCCUCCUGUCACCUGCUCUUUGGCCAGUGGUAGCUACACCCAAAUCCCUUUUGUCAACCUGUUGGGUUUUUGUCACCUGGUAAGAGGAGAACACAUUGGCUGCCAGCAGAAACCUCCUGCCCAGGCUUUUUUCUCUCUCUCUGUCUCUGUGUGUGUGGUCAAAUCCAGCUCUUGGUUUUACUCUGACUUCAAAAUGCUGAAUGUAAAUGCAAGAAGUGUCACCUCUGGCAUCACCCUGUUGUCCCUGCCUGGUGUGGAAGCAGCAUGCAGCCCUCCUCAGCACUGCUCUGUGUCUCGUGGUCUCUUAAUUAAAAAAAAA
This is a messenger RNA of Calypte anna (Anna's hummingbird), 2249 nucleotides long. RefSeq names its product pyridoxal phosphate binding protein (gene PLPBP). The coding region runs from base 20 to 850 and encodes 276 amino acids. Gene Ontology annotation, cellular component: intracellular anatomical structure. Gene Ontology annotation, molecular function: pyridoxal phosphate binding. The transcript is spliced from 8 exons. NCBI's taxonomy places the organism in Eukaryota, Metazoa, Chordata, Aves, Apodiformes, Trochilidae. The record is from RefSeq and is a predicted model, not a curated record.